AGCAAUAUGGCCGCGCUACGAGAAGUGGUAAACGAAACCCCUGUUACUGAGAGUGAGAUACAGAAUAUUGUGGCCGGGCAAGAUGAUGUUUUUGUGAACGGUGGUGAAGCGGAGGAAAGUAGUAUGGAUAGCAGCCUGCAUCAAUCUGGAGAGUUGCUGGACGUACCAGUGAAUCUUACACCUCGUCGUGGUAGCGGCUCAAUAAUGAAAGAUGAAAGUAAGCGAAAACCGUCCCACAAAAAGACCGUCAGCUUCAGCAGCAUGCCGACUGAACGUAAAAUCUCUAAAGGUAGGAAAUAUGGAUGCACUUCCGUGACCGAAGUUUAUGCGUUCGUGAAAAGCAAGGCGUAGACAGUGUUGAUGCAAGAAUGUUUCAUCACAAUGUCUGGGGUGCCGUAAUGAAUUCCGGGUUAAGAAUAAUAAAAAGUCUAACGAGCUCGUAGCAUAUUACAGUUUAAAAUAUUGUCGUGGACCACGUAUGCCCCAACACAAAUGUCUGUUAUUGUGUAAACAUGUUAUGUUUAGUAUAUCAUACAUGUGUGUCGGUUUAGCGAGGUCGUUAUAUCUCUUAAAAUUAAUUAAACGUUUUUGGAAAUUUUUGUUACGUUUAGAGUUAGCAUCUUUUUCAUACUGAAGCACAUUUAGAUGCAUCUGGUUAACUAUUCGCUGAGCUCAGAAGCUCCCGUAAAAAUCUAAAAGCAGAAUGCUGGCGAUGGACGUUGCUGCAUGCAUGGUGCUGAUUGAACCUCGAUUCAUUGUAAUACCGCAGAAAUACAUAGUAAGGAAAUACACACUAUUAUGCUAUUGUUCGUUUUUGGGGUACAUGCAUGCCCAGCUAUAUAAAGUCGUGACCAUGGACUAGCCAGUAGUAGAGGCAACCAAUUACAGGCAGUCGCGUAUAGCGGAUUGACGAUAAACAAUAGAUAGACGGGUCUCCAGUUCGGGUAUAUAUUUCUUGCUUGGCGAGAGAGAAGGACAGACAGAGAGCUCGUAAAACGUAGACAGAGCACGAUACAUAGAUACUGCACAUUUGCUAGAUAACCGGACGACACAGCAUUAGCCUCGUAAGUUAUGACGUGUCUCGCGUAACCCUAGUGUACGCGAUUGCCCUGUUAUGGGAUUAUACACAGUUAAGAGGUAACGAUUAAAGAGAAUAACUAGAAUACGUAUACCACUGCUGUUGUGUUCUUUUCAUUAUGUGCCUAAUAGACGUUAGCAAAGGGUGUUAGAUAUACACCCUCGCGCGUAACCACUAAUGCGAUCACGGUAAGCAAGCAGCUUCGCUACAUCAUCUCAGGUUAUGUGCAUGUUUACACCGGCAAAAAGCGAUUAUCUCCGCGUAACUCGCCAUUUCUG
Priapulus caudatus is the source of this 1356-nucleotide messenger RNA. RefSeq lists its product as uncharacterized. Lineage: Eukaryota; Metazoa; Priapulida; Priapulimorpha; Priapulimorphida; Priapulidae. The record is from RefSeq and is a predicted model, not a curated record. The coding region runs from base 7 to 351 and encodes 114 amino acids. The transcript is spliced from 2 exons.